This is a messenger RNA of Thamnophis sirtalis, 1192 nucleotides long. NCBI's taxonomy places the organism in Eukaryota, Metazoa, Chordata, Lepidosauria, Squamata, Natricidae. The record is from RefSeq and is a predicted model, not a curated record.
AUGACGCGAUUCAACGAUUGCCUUCAGAUGGUCAACCAGGAGGUGGAAAUGGAGAAGGAGAACGCCGACCUCUUCGUCCUGAGGGCUCGUCUCUUUGAACACUUUGGGAAGGAAAGGAAGAAGAAAUUUGAGAAGGAUGGGGAGAAGUUUUACUCCAUGCUGGACCGCCACCUGCAUUUAUCUUCCAAGAAAAAGGAGUCUCAACUUCAAGAGGCUGAUUUGCUGGUUGAUAAAGAGCGACAUGUUUUUUUUGAAUCUUCCCUGGAAUAUGUUUAUCAAAUCCAAGAAGUGCAGGAGAGCAAGAAAUUCAGUAUUGUGGAGCCUGUGCAAAAUGCCAGUAAUUUGUUGAUCAAACCUCUUGAAAAAUUCCGUAAGGAGCAAAUUGGAUUCACCAAAACAAGGAAUCAUUUCAACAGUACGCGUGAAGAGCUGGAAGACCUCAAGAAAAGAAUGAAAGAAGCCCCACUGACUUGCAAAUUACCUGGCAAACCAACCAUUGAGGGAUACCUCUAUUCACAAGAAAAAUGUAAGAGGCAGACUUAAUUUUUGGAACGAGGUUAUACAGAGUGGGAUCCUGAAAGAGAAGAAACACUCCUUGUGGCUAUGGCUAAAACAGCCCUUUGAUUGAAGAUCCUGGAAAUAAGUGAGCUUUGCUCUUCAGCUUGCGUCCUUGUAGACAAAUGAAGAUCCACUGAUCUUACCAGAAUUCACCUUUUGAUCAAGUCUUGACCUAAAAUUAAUUGAAAUGACGAUGAAAGAUCAGGGGUGGGGAGGCUAAAACAAUUGUAAAUGAACCUGGGAGGUUGGGGCCUUCACUUGCCCAAUUCAAUCCUUCAAGCCAUGAUGAUGACAUCAAAUGGCGCCUUGCAGGAAUGUGAGAUAAUUAAUGGCAUCACAAGGUUUGAGCUAUUCUUGGGUCUCUUAAGCCAAGCUGAUCACUGUGGAAUCCCCAUAACAGACCCUUUAAAGCAGCUCCUCAGAGAGACCACUUUAUAGCAAGACCAUUAAUAGAUAUGUGUGGGAGUUUCAGUUUUGUUCUGUGUAUAAGUCUGAGGCUACACUCGUAUUCAUGUGAAGUAUUCAUAUGAGUUGACUAGAAAAACUCAAGACAGAUGAAUCUAGAAAUGCUGCUCUGUGAGCUAUAUAUAACUGCGCUCAUCUUUGCAGAAAGAGUUCCCAGGAUCAUAACUUG